CACCACAAGACCAAGAGGCCCUAGCUGCCGUACUUAGCCCGUCACGGUGAGACCCUUGUCUUAGAUUAGGUGUCGCUCCUUCUCCAUUCCUUUCUACAGAAUUACUUCGUCCCUUUUCCAAAAUUACCGCGGUACCUUCAACGAAACCCUGAUGACUCCAACAACACGUAGAGUUGGCCACUUGAUGGCAAGCGCACCAGUCAAAUGCAUCGUAAGCAGCGCACGGGUGCCGUAUUACGUUCACACAGACGUGCUGUCAACAGCGAAAGGAUCUACCAUGGAUGUCCGUCUCAAUGGUUCUUGGAAACAAGAUGGUGAAGAAUACCUGGAUUGGACGGAUUUUGAUUUGGAUACUGUUCAAUGCGUGCUCAAUUACCUCUACACUGGCGAUUAUCACUGUGCAAACAUUGCCUGCAACAAGGAUAUUGGAAUAGAUGAUUCGGAUAUUGCUGCUACCCCCGAGGUCGAUCUGGAUAACCGGCCCCUGACCCACCAAAACAUUUGUCUUCCUCUAGCCGAUCGUCCUCUAACUCCGCUAAGCCAAUGCCUUAGUCUUGGACUGCCGGAAGAACGCAUGACGACUUUUGCUGGAACCCUAUCUAGCAAAGAUGCUGAACUUCGUGGUUACGGUAAAAAUGGCCAAGCAGUAUUGACACAUGCAAAGGUGUAUGUGUUUGCACAUCAGACGUUGUUUUCAGAACUAGCACAAUUUGCCUUGCAACGUCUCACUCAAGUUCUGGUUCUAGUAGAUGCCGAAGACAACAGCCUGUUCCCUGGCCUUUCAGAUGCAAUUCGUCACAUAUAUAGUAGGACACCGGGACAAGACCUGUCGAGUCUACCAAGGGAUCCAGGCAGAAACAUCAUAUCUCAAUUCGUGGCACUCAAUUAUCCUGAUCUUACUGGAGAUAACCUAUUUGAGCUGAUCUGUGAGGGAGGAGACUUCAUGGCUGAUGUUUCCCAUAAACUAGUCCGACAAAUUCGUGCGGGUUGUAAUUUUCACGAUUCCUUGCAAGACCAAAUCGAUCGAUUGCGCACGGAUUUGAUUUCACUGCAAGUCAAGUAUGAUGAUAAAGACGGAGAAUUGAGAGAGGCUAAAGAGAAAAUUAAUGGCCUGGAAGCAUCAAGCAGGGGAUUUUCUAAAAAGAAGAAAAAAAGCCGAACUUACGGGAUUUGAGAGUACAAAAAUUGCAUGCAUUGCAAUUCGCUUCGCAGGAGUUGUUAUCGACCACUGCGAAAGCAUAUGUAUGAAUUUACAGUGCUUCAGGCACUAUCAUACUACUACUCCGACGAGGAUGGCAGUGCACACUAUGCAAAAUACAGUUCUGGUAAAUAAAGCUGAGGGACUUUAUUGAUAAUGUCUCAAUACAUAAGUAGAACAUGCCCCUUUUACACAGAGUGCAUAGUCAUCCGCAACUUAAUGGCUGCAACUCUUGUUACUGAAUUUUUAGCUGUGAUCCGAUCUUACUUCGUAACUAUGCCUCAUUCACUUCUACUCACAUAGCCCCAUGAAGUUCUCUAAUAGCCCUUCGC
Pseudovirgaria hyperparasitica is the source of this 1530-nucleotide messenger RNA. RefSeq lists its product as uncharacterized. The record is from RefSeq and is a predicted model, not a curated record. Lineage: Eukaryota; Fungi; Ascomycota; Dothideomycetes; Acrospermales; Acrospermaceae. The coding region runs from base 152 to 1174 and encodes 340 amino acids. The transcript has 3 exons.